Messenger RNA from Plasmodium vivax (malaria parasite P. vivax), 3096 nucleotides. RefSeq lists its product as hypothetical. NCBI's taxonomy places the organism in Eukaryota, Apicomplexa, Aconoidasida, Haemosporida, Plasmodiidae. The transcript has a single exon. Bases 1 to 3096 code for a protein of 1031 amino acids. The record is from RefSeq and is a predicted model, not a curated record.
AUGGAGGCACUUUUCAAGGAGCUGAACUUCCCAGAAAUACAGAAACGCAUAGAGCAAGAUGAGGCCCAAGUUGAACGAGUCGCCAAAUGGAUAUGCGCGAACAACCUUUACAUAAGUUUACAAAUGUUGGCAAAAUGCAAAGAUGGGGGAAAGACAAAUCUGCACAUGAACGUAAUGGACGAACUGGAUGAAAAAAUUGGCCACCCAAAAAACGAAGAAUUACUCUCUUGCACAAAAAAGUUUGUCUCACUUUUGGACCAAAUUAUUCUCCAUUAUGAAAAACUAAAUGUAGAAACGAAUAAAAAAAUAUUUGAAAUUUAUUCAACCGUAUCGCUAAGAAUUUUGAUUUUUUCCAACCAAGAGUUUAGCCCCUCCAUGCAAAAGUCCUUACUUGCCCUGAUUAGAAAUAUACACAUAAAAAAGCAGCACACUUCCCGCCAUAAAAAUGCCUACGCGUAUAGCCUCUUAAAUUGUCUUCACAAUCUUUAUUUCUUCAUCUACCUACCCGAUUUUAUUUUUCUGCAUUGCUUGCUCAUUUAUUUGUGCUCCAAUGUUAACUGUGAUGGGGGCAGUGCAGUGGGAAAGAAGAAGGAAGACAAAUUAGUAAUUACCACGUUGAGAAAAAUUAGUCAACUCUUUGAAAGUCUCGUUUUUCCCCUGAGCAGCGGCAAAACUGCUCAUGGAGAACCCCCCCUUGAUGAGAGCCUCCCACCAGGACAGGCCCCUCCUCUUCAUAUUCACCGCAUUUCAGAUGCACUCAACAACAUGGACACGAAAAUUAUCUACAAGAGGGGAAGGACCUUCAAGUUAAUGUAUCAAAAUAUUUGCUCCACAUUUGACACCAGUAAGUACCCAGUUAAUGAAAUAGAAUUUCAACAGAAUUACUCCCCAGAAAAUGUAAACGUAAAUAACUUCCUCCUGCUGCUGAAAAUUAUGUCCCCCAGCUUUAUCGCUUGGGUGUCGAAAAAAAAGGAAAAGGAGGAAGAAGCGCAGAAAGGGGGAGCGGUAAAAGGGGGUUCCCCCCCCCGGGGGAUAAUCCCCAUUUCGAGAAAGCCACAAACGCAGAGCUACUCCUUCAGGUACUUGUACAUUAUAGACACCUCGCAAAGUUACCCCUACGCGAAGGAAUCCUUUGACACCAUUUUCUUCUUCCACUUUUUGCUCCACGCACUGCAUAAGAUGGGAAAGCAUAAAUGGGGAAUCCAAGUCGACCAGCUAAUGUCCAGCACUAUUAGCAACUGCCGUGGUCUUCUGGAAAGGAACUACUACUCCCCAGGCCGAUGGACCGACACGAGAAUUCACCACGUUAGAGAAGAAGAUCAGGUGGAACACAUGAAGAAAGAGGGAGAAAAGGAAAAGCGGGAAGGAGGUGCACCUGCGGAGGGAACCACUUUGGUGGACCCACUUCACGGGAAUGAAACCAGGGGUGCUACCAAACUUAGGGAAAACUUGCCACAUCCUGGGGGGGAUAUCCCGAAAAAGGGGGCCCCCCACACGGAAGAACCCCUCACGAAAUUACACAACCUUCACGAACAGGAAAAGACAACUCUCCCGGAUGGUAUCCUCAAGAAUAGGGACAAACUGAUGCUCAAAUUGAAGAGCCUCAUCAUUUGGGGAUACACCCAAGCAGAUGAUGUGGAAGAAUGGAAUUUUCUAAACUUAGCAAAUUGCUUCAUCUUCAAGGAUGACGCUUGGAGUAGGCUCCACCAAAAAGGGAACUACCUACAUGAAUAUUUAUUCAAGAAAAAUAAUUUUUUUACAUAUAGCUACGCCGUUUUUAAAAGCACAUACGAGUGUAAAACGUUGAGUUUUAAGUACAUGGAUUUUUUCUCCUAUUUUGUUGCCCUGCUUGUCCUUAACAUGGUAUCCGCGCUAACGAAAUUUUACCUCAAAAUGGAGGAAUUAUAUAACGAGGAGACGAACAAAACGGAUCCUGAAGAGGAUCCCAACGCGCAAAGUGAACAAGACAACUCUUUGUCCUAUGAAACGAGAGAUUCUUCCUCCAUAGUCGAAGAAGCAAAUCCAAUUGGAAAAAACAAAAUUUAUGUACCCCCCGAAAUGGAUACAGAAAAUGGGGAACCUACAAAGAAAUGUAAUAAAUGUGGAAGAUCAGAUAUAUUUGAAAUUUCUCUUAACGAACUCAGCCAAGAUGUUAUCAAUGGACACCUCCCAUUUACUCCUCCACAAACGAGUGAAAAGGUUGAAACUCUUUUUAACGAUUUUGUUUUUAUCUGCUUCAAAUUGAUUAGCUAUCCUUCUGAUGAUGUGCAGGCGAAAUGCCUGUCAGUUCUCUCUCGUCUUACGCCGAACAUCAGCAAGGUAAGCGAUUUGUAUAUAAAAUAUAUGAACAGAAAAAUAGAGAAAUUAUUUGCCCUUAUUGAUGGAGGGGAAAACGAUUAUGAUUACACAGAUAAGGGGUGCUACUGCUGGAAGAACCAAGUGGUCGAAAACUACGUUCAUCUGAAAUGCAAACUGGACAAAAAGAUAAACAUCAAUUUGAUAAAAUCGUUGCAAAAGUUGAUAAAUGUCUGUAUCUUCAAAAAUUACAAUAAAGAUAUAUGUGUAAUAGUUUGUAAAAAUAUCAUUACGUGCUUUUAUUACCAUCCAUUAUUAUUCCCAUUCCUGUUACACAAAUAUAUGAACGUACUUUUCUACCUCAUGGAGACGAACGAUGUAGACGUGGUGGCAGAUUCGUUGAGGUGUCUUUACCUACUAUUCCAGAUAAACUCCGACGACGUUAAAAUAUACUGCCACGAUAUUGUCUACAGAUUGCAUCUGCUCUUCAAUAUUUUCAACCAAUCGGACUUAACUGAUUUGAGGAAGGAAGAAGCCAUCCAAUUGGACACCCCUCUAAAGAACACUGCUGAAGAAGACAUCUCCACCAGUGUCACUUAUUUUUUAAAAAAGUUUUAUUUUCAAAUUAAACACGUAGAUAGGGCCAGCUCAGAAAUUUUGAUGCUCAUGAAACUUAUCCUGCGCUGUAUAUAUAUUACAAUUUCUGCCACCGAAUAUUAUCAGCUCAUUCGUAUAUUUUCGGACGACCCCCUGGAAUAUGACAAAUAUGCGAAAGGCUUCCACAUUUUUGCAACUUUUUAG